This is a messenger RNA of Hippoglossus stenolepis (Pacific halibut), 2427 nucleotides long. Its product is annotated as protein transport protein Sec61 subunit alpha. The record is from RefSeq and is a predicted model, not a curated record. Gene Ontology annotation, molecular function: signal sequence receptor activity; transmembrane protein transporter activity; ribosome binding. NCBI's taxonomy places the organism in Eukaryota, Metazoa, Chordata, Actinopteri, Pleuronectiformes, Pleuronectidae. Bases 153 to 1583 code for a protein of 476 amino acids. The transcript has 12 exons. Gene Ontology annotation, biological process: post-translational protein targeting to membrane, translocation; SRP-dependent cotranslational protein targeting to membrane, translocation. Gene Ontology annotation, cellular component: membrane; Sec61 translocon complex.
GUAGCGGAGAAGUGACGUGUGUUAGCGGCUCGUCUGGUGACGUGUCUCUGCUGCUCUCUCUUUCCCGACGGAGCGGCUGGAUGGAGCCACACUGACCCACUCAGCUCUCCAACUGCUCCCAGUAACAAGCCAGGCACAGGACCAAGGACACCAUGGGGAUUAAAUUUUUGGAGGUCAUCAAGCCCUUCUGUGCGGUCCUGCCAGAAAUUCAGAAACCAGAAAGAAAGAUUCAGUUUAGAGAAAAAGUACUAUGGACCGCUAUCACACUAUUCAUCUUUCUGGUGUGCUGCCAGAUUCCACUGUUUGGCAUCAUGUCAUCAGACUCGGCAGAUCCUUUCUACUGGAUGAGAGUAAUCCUGGCUUCCAACAGAGGUACUCUGAUGGAGCUGGGUAUCUCACCCAUUGUCACAUCGGGCCUAAUCAUGCAACUCCUGGCUGGUGCCAAGAUCAUUGAAGUUGGUGACACUCCCAAGGACAGAGCCCUCUUUAAUGGAGCUCAGAAAUUGUUUGGAAUGAUCAUCACCAUUGGACAGGCCAUUGUGUACGUUAUGACUGGCAUGUAUGGAGACCCCUCAGAGAUGGGUGCUGGGAUAUGCUUAGUCAUCAUCAUCCAGCUCUUCGUUGCAGGUCUGAUUGUCUUGCUGCUGGACGAGCUUCUCCAGAAGGGCUAUGGUCUGGGCUCAGGUAUCUCUCUCUUCAUUGCCACCAACAUCUGUGAGACGAUCGUGUGGAAGGCCUUCAGUCCCACCACCGUCAACACUGGCAGAGGCACUGAGUUUGAGGGAGCCAUUAUUGCUCUCUUCCAUCUACUGGCCACUCGCACGGACAAGGUCCGUGCUCUUAGAGAAGGCUUCUACAGACAAAACCUGCCCAACCUCAUGAACCUCAUCGCCACUGUCUUUGUGUUUGCAGUGGUCAUAUACUUCCAGGGCUUCAGAGUGGACCUGCCCAUCAAGUCUGCACGCUACCGUGGCCAAUAUAACACCUACCCGAUCAAACUGUUCUACACCUCCAACAUCCCCAUUAUCCUGCAGUCUGCGCUGGUCUCUAAUCUCUACGUAAUUUCUCAGAUGCUCUCAACGCGUUUCAGCGGCAACUUCCUGGUCAACCUCCUGGGAACCUGGUCUGACGCCACGAGUGGAGGACCAGCUCGGGCCUACCCAGUGGCUGGGCUCUGUUACUACCUUUCUCCUCCGGAGUCAUUUGGUUCUGUUUUGGACGACCCAGUUCAUGCUGUCAUCUACAUCAUCUUCAUGCUCGGCUCCUGCGCUUUCUUCUCCAAGACCUGGAUUGAGGUCUCAGGAUCCUCUGCCAAAGAUGUGGCAAAGCAGCUGAAGGAGCAACAGAUGGUGAUGAGAGGACACAGAGAGACCUCUAUGGUGCAUGAGCUUAACAGGUACAUCCCCACAGCUGCUGCCUUUGGUGGUCUGUGUAUAGGUGGGCUGUCUGUCAUGGCAGAUUUCCUGGGUGCGAUCGGUUCAGGUACAGGAAUCCUCUUGGCUGUGACCAUCAUCUACCAGUACUUUGAGAUCUUUGUGAAGGAGCAGAGUGAAGUGGGCAGCAUGGGCGCACUGCUCUUCUAGAAAAUACCAACCUUGUGACACACACCAGACACAAAGCAUCCACCCCCUCUCAUCAUUAUUUUUUAUUAUGCAUUGUUUUGCAAUUGGCACAAUCAGUCAAUUUUGCAGCUGGGAUAGGUAAUAUUUUUCUGCCACCUUUGUUUCCCCACCAGACUUCUUGAUAACUGUGUGGGCUACUCCCAGUGUUGAGCAUUGUGUUGUGUCUCUUCAAUCCUUUAUAUUCCAAGAGCUAUCACCCACCUCUCUGCAGGCUGCCUAAAUCCCCACUGACUGUCUUAUCAGCGGAAUAAUGCCUGAAAGCACACAGGUGUGAGGUGCGGUCUCUGACUACCUCAGGCAUCUGCAGCAUGUUCAGUCAACACUCAGACAACGACAACAUGCUAGUGCUAAUUUCAAGCUGAAAGCACCGUGCCUGGACGUUUCAGAGGGGAGCUGAAAGAAAGCCAUGCCAUUUUCAUCACAUAGCAAUCAAGCUUGAGGUUUCUAGGGCCCUUAGUAUAAAUAAAGUAUGUACUCCUCAUAAGGUUUCUGCUAAUCUCAGACAAACUUUUGCUGGUUGUCAUUUCUCUUUAUUUUGAUAUUUCAAAUUUUGGACUGUGUUCAUAUUCACUCUGGUCUUAUGUGGGGCACAGUGUUUGUCCUGUGUCUGGGUCCUCAAAGAGAAGAGUUUUGUCUGUGUCGUCAUGCUCUUUUAUUCCCAGACUGAGUCGCUGCACAAUACUGCCGAGAUGGUCGGGAUGAGGGUGGGUUUGAUAGGGACUGAAAAAGGGGUUUCGUUUUGGUUUUUACUUUAUGUAACAGACAUAAUUGAGUUAUUAAAAAAACUGGAUUUUGUUUUUCCAUA